Molecule: messenger RNA, 1290 nt
Organism: Brachypodium distachyon (stiff brome)
Lineage: Eukaryota; Viridiplantae; Streptophyta; Magnoliopsida; Poales; Poaceae
Product: expansin-B11
Exons: 4
Coding region: 1-879 (292 amino acids)
Biological process (GO): sexual reproduction
Cellular component (GO): extracellular region
Source: RefSeq, a predicted model, not a curated record
AUGGCGAAAACUUGCACCUUAUUAGCGCUAAUUGGCGCACUGGUGGUGGUCUCACUUCUCGUGGGCCCCGCUGCUUGCUCCCGCAAGCUCUCCAAGCCGCUCAGCCACAAGCCUGCAAUCAAGGCGCCCCACAACAACCAUAGUACCAUCACUGGCCCGUCGGACGCCUACGGCUCCGGCGGCUGGUUAUACGGCGGCGCAACGUAUUACGGCGCCCCCAACGGCGACGGAAGCGACGGUGGCGCGUGCGGCUACCAAAGCGCUGUCGGGAACCGGCCAUUCUCGUCGAUGAUCGCCGCCGGGAACCCCAAUCUUUUCAAGGGAGGGAAGGGCUGCGGCGCGUGCUACGAGGUUAAAUGUACAGGCAACCUGGCGUGCUCCGGCCAGCCGGCGACGGUCGUCAUCACCGACGAAUGCCCCGGCGGGGCGGCCUGCCUUGGCGAGGCGGCCCACUUCGACAUGAGCGGGACCUCCAUGGGGGCCAUGGCCAAGCCUGGCAUGGCCGACAAACUGCGUGCCAGUGGCAUCCUCAAGAUUCAGUACAAGAGGGUGCCAUGCAAGUACAGCGGCGUGAACAUCGCCUUCAGGGUGGACCAGGGGUCGAACCCGUUCUACCUGGAGGUCCUGAUCGAGUUCGAGGACGACGACGGCGACCUCAACGCCGUGGACCUCAUGGAGGCCAACAGCGGCACCUGGACGCCGAUGGUGCAGAACUGGGGCGCGCUGUGGCGCCUCAAUUCCAACACCGGCAAGCCGCUGCGCGGGCCCUUCUCGCUCCGGCUCACCUCUGACUCCAACAGGAAGCUCGUCGUCAACAACGUCAUCCCCGCCACCUGGAAGGCCGGACAGACGUACCGCUCCUUGGUCAACUACCCCUAAAUUAUUUACAGCUUCGUGCUUUUUUUUCCUUUUUCACUGCGCUGUGCUUGGCAAGUAAAACCACGAAGGUGCAGAGUACGGUAAUUAUUUGCGAGCCGUAUGUUAAUUAUCAUGUCGCGAGGAGUAUGCGUCCGGGAGUUUCGAGAGGCGGUGUCAGAAGAGGAGGAGCAGCUUAAAAAGAUUGUGAUCUUCCCUCCAUGGUCUCCGCAUUCCCCUAGUGACGCGUGCCGUUGAUCUGUGUGUAAUUUGUUUUUUGUUCUUCCCCUGUUUUGUUGGGGCAGGAAAAGCUUUUUUAGUUGUAUCAAGUUUUUUUUUUCAGAGAGAGCACCCGAUGUAUCAAGUUGUGUGUGUUUUUGCAACGCAAUCAUUGAGUGAAAUGAAUCUUUACGAUCACAGAUAAUUUUGUGCCAA